Molecule: messenger RNA, 788 nt
Organism: Hippopotamus amphibius kiboko
Lineage: Eukaryota; Metazoa; Chordata; Mammalia; Artiodactyla; Hippopotamidae
Gene: C9H11orf91
Product: chromosome 9 C11orf91 homolog
Exons: 2
Coding region: 58-621 (187 amino acids)
Source: RefSeq, a predicted model, not a curated record
GCCAGGGCGCGAGUCUCGCGGCGCGGGGUUCCUCCCACGCAGCCUCCCAUUCAAAAGAUGCCGAAGGGGCGGCGCGGCAGCCAGAGCCCCACGAUGAGCCAGCGGCCGGCCCCGCCCCUCUAUUUCCCGUCCCUCUACGACCGCGGCAUCUCCUCGUCCCCCCUCAGCGACGUCAACAUCUGGAAGAAGCUCUUCGUGCCGCUGAAGGCGGGAGGGGCGCCGGCGGGCCGGCCUCAGCCCCAGGCGCCCUCGGCCCCAGCGCCCCCGCCGCCGCCGCCUGGCCUGGGUCCCCCCAGUGAGCGCCGCUGUCCCCCGCCCUGGCCCUCCGGCCUGGCCUCCAUCCCCUACGAGCCUCUGCGCUUCUUCUACUCGCCACCGGCGGGGCCCGAGGUGGCUGCCUCGUCCCUGGCUCCCGGCCCCACGACCCCCCGGCUAGCCUCUGCCUUCCACCCCGAGGAGUUGUGUGAGCUGGAGAUCCGGAUUAAGGAGCUAGAGCUGCUCACCAUCACUGGGGACGGCUUCGACUCCCAGCGCUAUAAAUUCUUGAAGGCGCUCAAAGAUGAAAAACUACAAGGCCUGAAGACCAGGCAGCCUGGAAAGAAGUCGGCCUCUCUCUCCUGAGGAGCUGCCCACCAGAGCCUAGGCAGCCGCCUCCUUAGGUGUUAGUGCUUAGAUAAUGUGCCCUGUUUGUUGUCAUUUCAAAGGUGGUUAUUUUCUGUUCUGUGUUUUCUGCUGUGCUUGUCACUCCCGGCAAGCACUCUACAUACAGUGGCCACUUGAGUGGUAAA